AUGUCGAAUUUCAGCAAGAAGGAGCUUAAGUUGUUAUACUCAUCUUAUGGCGAAGAUGACCUGUAUAAUUCGGGCAAAUUCAAGCCCCUUACUCGAAAUCUGACGACAGGGAAGAUUCUCAUGCGCGGUCACCACUGUGGGCAGUGCAACAACAAGAUGACACAAAAUUGUUACGAGAAUCUCCACUACGCAUAUUGCUCGACAUGGGUGACCCGAAACCGCGAUGGUAGGCGGGUUCGCGUGCGCUGUGGCGAGCGAUUCGCCCUACGCUCGGAUGGUUGUGCGAAGCACCCCCGGGUUCAGGGAUAUAACGAACCUUUGUACCGUGCUGCUGACGGUUAUGACGUGGAUCUCGCAGAGUUUGACGAUACAGAUCCGGGUGACCUGAAGGGCGAGCCUGAAGAUAACGAGGACGAUUUUGAGGCUGAAUCGGAAGAACUCGAGCGCUUGGUAGAGGCGAUAAUCGAGAAAGACGGAUACUUGCCCCCAGACUUCCAUGCGAAGUAUUGGCAAGAUCGAGCUAAGGAGAAGUCGUUUGCGGUGCCAAAGAAUAGUGGUGCGCCUGGUUCAGGUAAUCAUGUAGCCAUGGAGACAAUUUCCGAGGACCAAGAUGAGGUCAAGGUCACGGCUAGCAGGGGCCAAGGUAAUAUUCUUACUAGUGGUAAGGCAGGCAGGGGCAUGGUGAACCAGAAGCGAGGAAUUUCUCUCAAGGAGCGGCCUCUUGCACGGGAUAGCCAAACUGGGUUCACAUACGCAGGCAACGCAUCUGUUUCACAACCUGAAGACGGCAAGCAAAAGAUAGCUCGAUCUUAUGCCCCCAAAGGAUCAAAACCCAAGGCUCCAAUGGAAGUGCGUCGUGGACCAAGCGAGAGAGACGAGGAUGCCACAAAUGAUACAGGUAAUCACAAGGGCAAGAAGCGUGUCGCAAAGUGGUAUGAUAAGAUGACCGGUAAGAAAGAGAAGGACGAGAGUAGUUAGACUAUCUUGG
Messenger RNA from Cucurbitaria berberidis CBS 394.84, 988 nucleotides. RefSeq lists its product as uncharacterized. The transcript has a single exon. NCBI's taxonomy places the organism in Eukaryota, Fungi, Ascomycota, Dothideomycetes, Pleosporales, Cucurbitariaceae. The coding region runs from base 1 to 978 and encodes 325 amino acids. The record is from RefSeq and is a predicted model, not a curated record.